GUACUAGUGGUGGAAGUAAUCCAGCUAAUAUGCAGACUAGUCUAAUGCAGGACGACAGCAGCUACCUGUACACCGCGCAAGUCGAGCUGGACGCGAUCUGCCGCUUCGACAUCCGGCCGAUAUCCGCAGCGCUGCAGAUGAACAUGAACGGCCUUUGGUCUUUGCAGAACGGAUAUCAAAUGUAA
Molecule: messenger RNA, 185 nt
Organism: Amoebophrya sp. A120
Lineage: Eukaryota; Dinophyceae; Syndiniales; Amoebophryaceae
Source: the annotation of a GenBank genome assembly